AUGAAAGUUACAGAGAGGGAAUUGGUGGAUUACUUGGUCUGCAAGAGCAUUGACCUAAGCAAACUACUUGAUAACCACGCUUCUGUGUCUUUUCAGCUUUUAGUUUGUCUACUGCAUAUACAGCUACAUAUAAACAGAGGAAGAAGCAGUAGAGUUGUAUCAAAUACAUUUUCAAGCCAUCAAUACAAAGAAAAAGAAGUGAAGAGAGAGGGUCGACAACAUGGGAUGGUUAGAAGCUACUUGGUCUUACCAUCACCAUUAAAUCCUACACCCAAGUCCAAAAUAGUCAACCCACUGGAUUCUCGUCCAACCGCCGGAGCAUUCACAAAAGUGUCAAGGAAGCCAACGAAUCAUUCAAAGUUCACAGGUAAAUGUGGUGUAGCGAGGUGCACAGAUUGUCACAUUAACCCGGGGAAUAAGUCGAAAGAUAAGGCCAAAGGAACUCAAAAGCUUAAAUCAUGUAGUGCUGCUAUGAAUCAGCGGUCAUUGGCUUGGAGCGUCGUGGAUGCUAACAAUGGAAAUGGUUUGAAUUAUGAUUCAAAAUCCGCUACGGGUAUUCUGUGUGCUAUUUCUAGCAGUGAAUAUUUUGAUGAUUAUGAUGAUGAUGACGACGAUGACAUUGAGUUUGAAGAAUAUGAGAGCAAUGAGCAGUUGACGUCACUCACAGGGGCAGAACAGUUUCAGGAGAUUGAAUUUGUGCUGGAUUGUCAAGCCGAAGAAGAUGUAGGUUGGUGUGUUUUGUGAACAUUUGUCACGAGUUCAAGAUCUGGACUUUGUUGAUGCACGAGUUCAAGAUCUGGACUUUGUUGAUGCACUGAUGAAAUUCUUCAUCAUUGGGGCAAAAAAAACAGUAGAUCAGUGGUUUAACAUAUUAUUAAUGUAUUUGAUUGUAAUGUUUGAGAAAAUAUAAUAAAGUGGCGUUGUUGCUA
Molecule: messenger RNA, 929 nt
Organism: Papaver somniferum (opium poppy)
Lineage: Eukaryota; Viridiplantae; Streptophyta; Magnoliopsida; Ranunculales; Papaveraceae
Exons: 3
Coding region: 1-744 (247 amino acids)
Source: RefSeq, a predicted model, not a curated record